This is a messenger RNA of Hyaena hyaena (striped hyena), 3600 nucleotides long. It is a transcript of the gene BLOC1S6, whose product is annotated as biogenesis of lysosomal organelles complex 1 subunit 6. Gene Ontology annotation, cellular component: BLOC-1 complex; transport vesicle; extrinsic component of membrane. The record is from RefSeq and is a predicted model, not a curated record. Bases 89 to 937 code for a protein of 282 amino acids. NCBI's taxonomy places the organism in Eukaryota, Metazoa, Chordata, Mammalia, Carnivora, Hyaenidae. Gene Ontology annotation, biological process: intracellular transport. The transcript has 5 exons.
GGCAGUCCUUGUUCUUAAGGUGUUUCCUUAAUAGGGACAAGAAACUGAAAAGCUGUGCCUGGCUUCCGUCAACAAAGCCGGACUCUGCAUGGUCACGUUCAACAAACUCGGGUCCCACCAGAGAGCGCCCUCUCCUCCACCCUCUCCCGGACAAGCUGUCGAAGGAAGUCCCGCACAGCUGCCUCUGCUGACGCCACGCCACUCCGCCUUCCAUGACGUCGGCGCGGAGUCCCAGGAGCGCGGGGGUGUCGCGGUCCAGACGGUGGAGGCGGGCCGGCGGUCACGUCGUUUUCCGCUUCCGUCAUUUCCGGGUGUGACCGCCGCUUCUGUCCGGCUGGGCGCUGGACGCGUAGGGUGCCCCCUUACUGCCUCUGACCGUUUGCACAACUGCCCCUUCCCUGUUCCCAGCGGGAAGGACAUGAGUGUUCCUAGGCCGACGUCCCCGGACGGGGUCCUGGCAGGGCCACCCCAGGGCCUGGGGGCCGGGGAGCAGACGCCGGGUGUAAGUGACACUUCUCCAGAUGAAGGGUUACAAGAGGACUUGACUGUAGAAGACAAAGCUGUGGAGCAGCUGGCAGAAGGAUUGCUUUCUCACUACCUGCCAGACCUGCAGCGAUCGAAACAAGCUCUUCAGGAACUCACACAGAACCAAGUUGUAUUACUAGACACACUGGAACAAGAGAUUUCAAAAUUUAAAGAAUGUCAUUCUAUGUUGGAUAUUAAUGCUUUGUUCACUGAAGCUAAACACUAUCAUGCUAAGUUGGUGAAUAUAAGAAAAGAGAUGCUGAUGCUUCAUGAAAAGACAUCGAAGUUAAAAAAAAGAGCACUUAAACUGCAGCAGAAGAGGCAAAAAGAAGAGCUGGAAAAGGAGCAGCAACGUGAGAAGGAAUUUGAACGAGAAAAGCAGUUAACCGCCAAACCAGCAAAGAGGACCUGAGAAGCUGAGUGUGUCUGUUCUUCCUCCCCUGCCCCACGUUGCUUGCACGCAGGGCGGCCUAGGUGUGCACUGGAGUGAAGGUAGUGCCUUACACCAUUGGCUCGUGUUGUGCAGGCCUUUUCCCAGCAGGGCUCUCUCCGCAUCUUCAUUUCUGCUAUCAAGAAGAUUUUUUCCCCAAGUAGAAGACAUAAUGUCACUCGGUUUAAAUCUUUGAAUGUGGCUUUUCAACUUCUGUUUUGCAUCAUUUUUAAAUUUGUUAUUUUCACUUUGCGUUAUUUAUCAACCGGAAAAUGGUUUGGUUGUUUUAUAGUCUAGACUCUAAGUGAUUAAAAACUAGUAUGAAGUCUUUAGCUUCUUGAGAAGUGUGGAUUGAAAAGAUUCCGUUUCUUAUAUGGAAUGACUUGCCUUUAGGGCAAUACAGUCCUGGUUUUUGGUAAUUGCUCUUUAUUGCUUGGUUCAGAAGAAAUGCCAGCUGUCUAAUCACUUAUGCCCAUAGAGAAGAGAUGGUGUAAGCCUUUGUGAAGAACAUAAUGGAGAAAUUCGUAAUAGGAAAUAAUAGCAUCUUAGACAUCAGACAGGUGGGCAAUAUUCCAGAUAGAUUCCACUAACCAUAUACACUGUCUGCUUCCUAGUGUUGUUGCUCUUUAGUUCUUACAUGUUGUCUGCGUUGAGAGUAGAUUAUCUCUACCCCUAAAGUAAGUUUGGCAGGGACGGUAGAGCUGUCACACAUGCAAAUAUGCUUAAAUAUGUAGGAUACUUAGUAAGAGUCAUCACACUGAGAUACAGUUGCCAAAUCGAUAAGAUAGGAGUCCAACUUGCCAAGUGGAACUUCUGACUGCUAGCUCUGUGUAUCCACUGAUUGGCUGCGUGGCCUUACAUUUUCUUUGCUUUAAAAAAAAUUCUUCAAGUAGAAUGAUACUUAUACCCACUACCCAUGUUAUAGAUAAUGACAAGAAUGGUGGAAAAUUAGCAAAAGCUUCUUCACGAAAGAGGCAGCAUGAUACCUUUAGUGUUUUCUAGAUUUUUCCCCUCAGUAUUUUCAGUAGGAACUUAUAUGAGGGAAAUAUUAGGAAGUUUCAUUUUCUAAAGCUAAGAGUAUAUUAUUAAUUGUUUUAGUAGUAUUUAAUAUCCAACUGGUCUCCAAUCUAUAUUACAUAGAAACUGUACAGAACCUAUCAAGGUGUAUGUUUAGAAUAUGUAUCUUUUAUAGUCUCUAUUACAAUUUUGGUAAGCUGGAAUCACUACCUCUGAUCUCCUAUCAGGCUAAUUAAUGAUGGAGAGGGCAUUAGAUUUAAGCUAAUUGCUAAAAACUGCAAUUAGCAGGAAAAUAGCCGGAAAACUGGUCUGUUUGAAGAUUUACACAGUUUGUUGGAAAGCUGUUCUCUUUAAUGAAUGAAUUAUGAUGUCACAAUUUACUUGACUUUGACCUUAUAUUGAGAAUAUAAAUAUAUUUUAUUUUAAAAGACUACAUUUGCCCUCAAACACUAGCUAAAACUGCCGAGGGCAAGAUUAUUAGCACUUGCAGUACAGUGUCACCUAAAUUGCUGAAUGAACUCCUCUGUAAAGGCUCUGCAUUGUCUCUCAGAGUGUUUAUGGGCCAGCUGCCUUGAUCAUCUGAAAUGCUGGCUCCUGGACAACACCACUCUCAAUCUGCUGAAGCAAAUCUGUUUGUUUUGCCUUUUUUUUUUUUUUAAAUGUUUCCCCAUGUGAUUCUGACGUACCUUAAAAGUUGAGACCCACUGGUCUAGUGGUCUAGGUCAGAGGUUCCCACACUAGGCUGUAUGCCACUAUCACCUGGGAACUUAAGCAAAACAGACAUUCUGGAAGAUUCCUACUCAUUAGUUCUGAGGUGGGUCCCAUGCACAUUUUAAAGAGCUCCCCAUAUAAUUCUGAUGCAGGGAACCACUGGUCUAGACUGUCUAGUGAUUUAUAUUUAUAAGGAAUGAAGUAGCUUAAAAACUACCCAAUAACUCUUGGGAUUAAUCUUACAAAAUAAAUUCUCAACUGCUUUUGAUAGAAAGUCAGAUUAAAGACUGAAAUAGAUAGGAGGUAGGAAAUAGAUAUAGAAUUCUGGUUAAUUAAUUGAACUUUUGCAACCUGCAUUAAAAUAAAUCAUGUUUAUUGAAUGAGUGACAAGGCACAUACACUUUUAGGAUUGUAUUUAAGAUAUGAAGAUUUUUUAAAAUGUCAAGGACAUAUAUUAGCAACCACUAUUUCUAGGUCAGUUGUAAAUCAGAAGUACUGUUAAUUUUGGUAAUUACAAUCUAAAACUUGAGCUGUAUUUCAGUAGCACAAAACAUAUCUUACUGACUAAACCUAAAUGGAAUCCUUCUAGUAGUCUGCUGUAUUUUUGCACAAUAUAAUAAAUAAAUUGUUAACUUGGGUUGGUUUUUUGGUUGAAAAAAAUUGCCUUUGUUUUGAAUUAUAUCACGUAUGUACUGAACUAAAAUGAUGAGAGUUAAUUUUGUAUUUACUUUGUAGUAGGUAUUAGGUGAAGAUGCAGACAUUGAAUGUAAUAUAGAUUGUGUCUGCAGUGAGUUUUGGGGUGGAUACAGUUUAUAAAUAUGCCAGUUAUACACCCUUGUACAUUUGUCUGAUUUUGAACUUGUACAAUGAGGACUACUUUUUACACAUUUAAUAAAAAAAAAAAAGUCUCUGAAUAA